UUGAAGGGCUUGUUGAUUGAUUUUAUUUUCCAAACUUUUCCUGUGUUUUUAAAGAAUCUCAUUCAUAAAUCAAGAUUGAAACGAGUAUUUUAUGAUAUGUAAUAUAGUUCUUCACCUAACGAAAUUUAUUCUUAUUAAUUAUGGAUACGAAGGAGUAUGCGCUCAAUAGUUUGUGAUUAUGUCUGCGCGUAAUUAUUUAUCGGCCCGUGAAAAGAAUAUCAACAAAUACAUUGAUUCCUUGCCGCAUAUAAAUUCGCAGAAGUUUAAUUAUCGUUCUGAGCUGCCUGCUCUAUCGGCUAGCAAGAAUAAUCAUGUAAAUCGUAAUUUAAACUAUUCUUUCGAAGUGCCUUAUCGCUUGGGCAGUUCUGAGAGGCCUACUACUCCAUUUUCAGACUUCUUUUCGGAGAGUGAGACAGGGACCCCAGAUUUUCGCAGUGAAGAAAGUGACAGCAGUGCGGGCUCAGCAUUAUUAAGGAGCACAGCAGAAGCCACGAGGACCUUGGCGGCAGAGUGGGACAGGAUAGAGCGGACUCUGUACAGUGAGGAAGGGGAGAAAAGCAAUCGGCCACAGAUCAUUGAGGAGUGCAAGCAGUGGCGGCAGUUGCAUCCACAGCUUAGGGUCAUCGGCAAAGCUAUAUUGCUACCAGAAAAGCGGUUAUCUUUCAGAGGAAUCGAACAUGACGAAGUAAUAGCUAUGCACUACAGUGAUUACGAAGAAUUCAGUGAAAGCGAGGAGCGCCUAUCUCUGAGCAGCACCGACGUCACACCUCAAAACUCCCCGAGAAUAUCCAUAGAAAACCUGAGUGAGACCAAAAUGCAGCGUGAAAAGGUAAAUCUAUUUUCUAUGUUUGGAGACGAGCAUGAGCUUCCUGACUCAUUUUGCUCACUCCUACACAUUACACCGAUACAAAUACGGAGUCCUUUACAAAGGAAACGACAAAAUCCUUUUAUAAAAUCGGAAAUCGCGUCGUCACGCUGGAUGCGCAACUCGCGACCCGAAUCCUCGGUAAACUAUGAUCGGAACAGUGCAAAGUCUUUUGUUUCUUUGGAUCCAUCCAAUUAUGGAACAGCUAUGAGCGCUUCCGAGCGCAAAAACGGGAUUAAUGGCAGAGUUAUCACGGCGAAAAGUAGAGAUUUGGCCAAAUUGGAGCCGCUACAUACUCCUGAGUACCAUGACACUCACAGGUUACCCAGUGCGUUUGGCCAACAUAAUAAUGCGAGAAAGGUUUCGCUUCCACCAUUAUUACUAGAGGAGGAUAAACGAAAAGUUAGUGCAGGAAAAAAACAUAUGAAAACAAGGAAACCAUCAAAACAUGUGUAUAAUUUAGACAGGGUUAAGUAACAAAUGAUCUCAAUGUAAAGGAAAGCUGUGACGAAAUUGGUGAAACUAAAUUAAUGUACUGUUGUGGUCGAGUGAAUUUAGAAGUGGUUUGAACUUUUAUGGUGUUCAAUAAUUUUAAUAAAUAGCUUGUUUAGUAUACUGCUCGCAAACUUUUCUUUUUCUGUCUAAAAACUUGUUGCUGUUUUAAGCAAGGUUUGCCAAUGUCGGAUUGUAGAAUUUCGCACGUGAGGAGGAUGUUCCAAGAUUUGUCAUUCGUGUUGCCAGCGCAUUUGCAGCAAAAAGUAAAUUUUCAUAUUUUAUAAUAUCACAUAUACAUACUUUAUAUCGUAUGGCAUUACCAUCUUGCCCGUCAGAGGCAUUUUUAUUGAAAAGUCUGAAUUCAAUUUUGAGAUGCUUUGUAGAUUUCACAGUUUGGGUUGGUUAGCACAAAAACGAUUUUAAAAAUCUACUAGUGGUCUAGUUUGUCUGGAUGUUGGCUAUGGAAGUGAAUGUAGCAGUAUAAUUAAUUUAGUAUUGAAAUGUGUCUAGUCAAUUACCGCUGUUAGGGUUUGCGACUGUUGAUAGAAUGUUGUUCAUUUGUGUGUACUAAGGGAGUGCCUUAGAUUCUCAAUGUUUUGUUGACUCCUUAUGGAGAACAUAUCAGAAUGAAAUAUAUAUUUUUAAAUUGAAUAA
Molecule: messenger RNA, 2014 nt
Organism: Cydia strobilella
Lineage: Eukaryota; Metazoa; Arthropoda; Insecta; Lepidoptera; Tortricidae
Exons: 3
Coding region: 179-1342 (387 amino acids)
Source: RefSeq, a predicted model, not a curated record